CCGCAAGGACCUCGUCCGUCGUCGGCGGAAGGUCAAACCGGCGCCAACCAGAAGGACCCCGUCACCCCCGGCCCUUCCCUUUCAACUCCCCACGUUCAUCACGUGCCGAAAAGACCGAGAAAACCCGACAACAUUCUAGUAAAAACCGUUUCGAGUUGUCCGAAGAAGAACCUUUCCAUCGUCUGGAAGAACGCCAACUUUACUUUGACUGUGCAAGAAGCCGUCGCCAACUCGCCAUGGCCACGCACUUCCCCCGCUAAAACCUUGGAAUGCCGAUCGAAGGGAAGAUAGAAAAGGAAGGAUUUUGAGAAGAUCCCAUGAAUGGUUCGCUCCCCUCGCACUCUGCCCUACAUGUUCGCCUCUAAUCUCACGGUCCGAGCCGCCUCCACGCCGCCGCCGCCGCCGCCGCCGCGCCAGCGCCACCACCACCACCUGCUGCUGAGCCGCCUCGAUCCCGAUCUCGGGUCCUGGCUCGUCGUACGGAGGCUCGGGCUCGAGUGCAGGAGGAAGCUCGGUCGCGGUGGAUUGGGGCAGCAGGGUCGACCUGGUGGCGAGGAUGGGCGCCGGGUGCUUCAGGGUCGCGAGGGAGAGCGACCGCGGCGGGGCGGGGGCGGGGGCGGUGGCGGUGAAGGUGGAGUUCGACAGCGGCGGGCAGGACUUCUUCGACGCCGAUGCCGUGGAGGCCGGCGGCGGCGGCCGCGGCGCGCCGGAGCAUCUCGUCAUCAUGGUUAAUGGGAUGGUCGGAAGUGCCAAAGAUUGGAGGUAUGCUGCUGAGCAGUUUGUGAAGAAGCUUCCAGAUAAAGUGAUUGUCCAUCGUAGUGAGUGCAACUCCUCGAAGUUGACCUUUGAUGGUGUUGACAUGAUGGGUGAACGAUUGGCAGAAGAGGUAUUGGGUGUUAUCAGGCACAGACCUGGGGUUCGUAAGAUUUCCUUUAUUGCACACUCCUUGGGAGGCCUUGUUGCAAGGUAUGCUAUUGGGAGACUUUAUGAAGAACCUUCACAAUCAGAACUCUGUACUGCUAUUAGGGACUGCCCAAGUGGAGAGCAAUCAAAUCAUCAGAUGGAAGUUCUGGAGCCUCGCGAAGUCAAAGUUGCAGCGGUGGAGCCUCAUGAAGGCAAAAUUGCAGGUUUGGAGCCAAUGAAUUUCAUAACAGUUGCUACUCCACAUCUUGGGUCAAGAGGACAUAAACAGCUGCCUUUCCUUUGUGGUCUUCCCUUUUUGGAGAGAAAAGCACCUCAAGCAGCACAUUUGAUUGUUGGGAGGUCUGGAAAGCAUCUCUUUCUUACUGACGGUGAUGAUGGGGAACCUCCUCUUCUUCUUCAAAUGGUCAAAGAUUCUGAAGAUUUGAAAUUCUUGUCAGCUUUACGUGCUUUCAAACGGCGUGUAGCAUAUGCAAAUGUCAAUUAUGAUCAAGUAGUUGGGUGGGGAACAUCAUCAAUCCGGCGUCAACAUGAACUUCCUAAGUCCAGUCUUCUGGUAAAAGAUGAGAGAUACCCUCACAUUGUCUAUGUGGAGAAGGAAACUCCCGAGAACUUUCAAAGGAGAGUGCCUUCUCUAGUCACUGAAAGAAACACUGAUUUGGAAGAGGAAAUGAUCAGAGGCCUCACGCAGGUGCCUUGGGAGCGUGUAGAUGUCAGUUUUAGCAAAAGCAAACAGCGGUAUUCUGCACAUAAUACAAUCUUGGUGAGGAGUUACAGGGUAAAUUCUGAUGGUGCCGAUGUUGUAUUCCAUAUGAUUGACAACUUUCUUCUAUAGCUUUCAAUGGUCAACCAUUUGUGCUUCUGGAGAGGGGUUAGGUUUAUUCUCGGGGGCAAAAUGUUCAUUGCUAUUAUGAGCUACUCUUCACUUUGGGUUGCUUGAUUUCUAUGUUUUUUGUCUAUAUGGUUAUGCCCUGUAAUUGUACUUUAAUUCAUUGUUAAUCUUUAGAAAAAUGUAUUCUUUUAUGAGUUUGUG
Molecule: messenger RNA, 1954 nt
Organism: Eucalyptus grandis
Lineage: Eukaryota; Viridiplantae; Streptophyta; Magnoliopsida; Myrtales; Myrtaceae
Exons: 10
Coding region: 557-1756 (399 amino acids)
Source: RefSeq, a predicted model, not a curated record